AUGGCACAUACAGGUGGAGAUUCAUUUGUCAAGGACUCAGUGAUUACUGAUGAUGAUGAACCAAUGAUUGUUGGUGAUGAUCGACGAGUUAUGGUUGAUAAUAAUGACUCAACAAUCAUUCGAAGCAAAAAUAAAGUACUUAUUCCUAUAAACAAUGAACCUGUUCUUGUUGAUACAGGAGUUCAUGGAACAAUCAUUACAGUGAAUCGAGUUAAGCAUUAUGCUUUUCUUAAACGUAAUGAUAAAAAUCAAUACAAAGACAUAUUUGCUCGAGAAGCAUCAAUUAUCAACCAAUCUUAUCAAAGAAAGUUUUUCUUAUCGGAUAAAUGUAAAUUCGAUGUAAUCAAAACAAUUAAAGAAAAUAAUGAACAACUAAUGGAAAUGUUGAAAGAUGUUUUCAAAUCAACAAUUGCCGAAUUAUUUAUAGAAGCUUCAAAAAAAAAUAAAUAA
This is a messenger RNA of Rotaria sp. Silwood2, 450 nucleotides long. NCBI's taxonomy places the organism in Eukaryota, Metazoa, Rotifera, Eurotatoria, Philodinida, Philodinidae. The record is from the annotation of a GenBank genome assembly.